Molecule: messenger RNA, 672 nt
Organism: Penaeus monodon (black tiger shrimp)
Lineage: Eukaryota; Metazoa; Arthropoda; Malacostraca; Decapoda; Penaeidae
Product: glycine-rich protein 5-like
Exons: 3
Coding region: 1-672 (223 amino acids)
Source: RefSeq, a predicted model, not a curated record
AUGACGCUUACUAGUAUUGCAGAUACAGCUGAGGCAAAUACUCAAGCUGGACAAAACUCGAGAACUACGAGUGAUAAACCUACUGCCAUCCUAAGGACCUCCCAGUGGAGGUUCAUCCAUUUCGCUGGAGUAGGAAGUGGACUUGGAAGUGGAGCUGGAGGCAGUGGAGGAUUUGGUGGUGGAACAACGGGAGGGUUUGGCGGUGGAGCUCCUGGUUCCGGUAGUGGCGGCUUCGGCAGUGGAACUUCGGUGCUGGUGGUUUUGGAGCUGGAGCUCGGAGGUGGAGCUCCUGGUUCAGGCAGUGGAGGAUUCGGAGGUGGAGCUUCUGGUUCAGGCAGUGGAGGAUUCGGAGGUGGAGCAACGGGAGGAUUUGGGGGUGGGGCUCCUGGUUCCGGUAGUGGCGGCUUCGGCAGUGGAGCCACCGGAGGAUUUGGUGGUGGAGCUCCUGGCGCUGGAGCCACUGGAGGAUUCGGCGGUUCCUCGGGAGGCUUCGGUGCUGGAGCUGGAGCUUCAGGUCCUUUCAUUCCCAUCAUUACCGACGAACGCCAAGGUCCCGAUGAGUUCGGAAACUACAACUUCAACUUCGAAACUGCAAACGGCAUCAUUCGUCAGGAACAAGGAGCCCCACAAGGAGAAACUGGAGCCGUAGCACAGCAGGGUUCUUGGUCGUAA